GGGGGAAGUAUGUGUGACGCAACUUCCGGUAAACUUGACAUGCACAUGUUGGUGUUGUUGUUGACGGUUUCGGAGUUUCGGAGCUAUGGCAAAGUACAUAGCUCAAAUAGUCGUGGCUGGCAUACAGGUUUUUGGAAGGGCAUUUGGAAGAGCGCUUAAACAAGAAUUUCAAGCUAGUCAGCAAGCAGCGCAGAGAGCUGGUGGCGGUCGGGAAGGGACAAAGCGAGCGGCCUCAGACACACUUAGUGGAAUGACAAUACAGGAAGCAAAACAGAUAUUGAAUGUGGAUGAAUUCUCCCCAGAGAGUAUUCAGAAGAAUUAUGAGCACCUAUUUAAUGUAAAUGAGAAAUCAAAAGGCGGUUCAUUUUAUUUACAAUCAAAGGUUGUGCGGGCGAAGGAGAGACUAGACAUGGAAAUGAAAGAUCAAGCCACAUCUGCUAAACAGGAGAAGCCUAAAGAAUCAUGACAUAGGGAGUUAGAUUAGGAGAUUAGAGAAUUGACUAUAACUAAUAGCAGAGUGGAUUUACAUACGCCCACCAGCUGAAUCUGAUCAAAAAUCUAGGUAAUAAUAUCUUACGUCAGUGACUGCUGGAUGGCCCAUAUUGAAGGUUCUGAAUUUUUUUUUUCUUUGAGACAAUCUGUGACACUGAUUUGAGACAGUCAGUGCAAUUUUUGGAGAAGUGCCGUGGACAUAUUUUAAUAAUCUGUUCCUAGAUUUUCGACCAGCCCAGCAAUGUUAUGAUGUACAGAAUGGACUAUGACCUCAGUUAAGUCAAGACCGAAAGGAAAUUUCUACAUAUUGUGUACCCUUGUAAAUAGCAGAAUCACUGAAUCCUAUGACAGAAGUCGCCCAUGUGAAUGAGUGUGGACUGUUUGGAAUCUAUAUGCCUUCCACAGGAACAUGAAAAAAGAAAACCAUAUCCUAGAAUUUUUUUUUUCAUCAUAAAGAUUUUAAUAAAAUGUGAAAGAAUUACACGUAGUAAUA
Liolophura sinensis is the source of this 985-nucleotide messenger RNA. RefSeq names its product mitochondrial import inner membrane translocase subunit tim16-B-like. NCBI's taxonomy places the organism in Eukaryota, Metazoa, Mollusca, Polyplacophora, Chitonida, Chitonidae. The transcript has 4 exons. The record is from RefSeq and is a predicted model, not a curated record. Bases 86 to 466 code for a protein of 126 amino acids. Gene Ontology annotation, cellular component: TIM23 mitochondrial import inner membrane translocase complex. Gene Ontology annotation, biological process: protein import into mitochondrial matrix.